This is a messenger RNA of Pseudophryne corroboree (corroboree frog), 2248 nucleotides long. RefSeq names its product B cell linker (gene BLNK). Gene Ontology annotation, biological process: intracellular signal transduction; cell surface receptor protein tyrosine kinase signaling pathway. The coding region runs from base 388 to 2031 and encodes 547 amino acids. Gene Ontology annotation, cellular component: cytoplasm. Lineage: Eukaryota; Metazoa; Chordata; Amphibia; Anura; Myobatrachidae. The record is from RefSeq and is a predicted model, not a curated record. The transcript has 22 exons.
AGAGCAAUCUGUCCCUCCUGGAAUGGGUCUUGUUUGUAGGCAUGCAUCAGGGAAGCUAAGAAGUGCAUUAAGAUAUACAUCACUAAUCACUAUUGUCAGCCAGGUACAGGUGCAGGUUCACACCCACAUAGGGAAAAGCCAAAAAUGUUUGUAUAGGAUUAUUCAUGAGCUGUAUGGGCAGGGAAUUCAGUCAUGUGACAGAACAGAAACUUGAGACUUGACUGUGUCAUCUGGUGAGUUUUACUUCUCCUAUGAAAUGAGUAAGUGUCUACUACAUGCUGGAGAGAGGAACACACAGACACAACGCAUGUGGAAAUGAGUCCUGUGUCCGUCACUGGGAUAACACACUGACAGGCUCGCACAUGAUCCAUACAGCACUUGGAUAAAAUGGAAACAUUCAACAAGUUGGCAGCUCCAGCUGGUCAGAAAUUCAGGCAGCUACAGAAGAUGGUGCAUGACAUAAAGAAAAAUGAAGGUGGGCUAAUGCAAAAGUUAAAAAAGUUCCAAAACGAUCAGGUGGCGAUAAUUUGUAAAACUGGGAAAGAUACGUGGGAUCGUAUAACAAAGCAAGCUCCACCAAGUGUACCAAGAAGAGACUAUGUGCCAGGCACCGGAGAGGAUGAAGAGGAGUGGUCCGAUGAAUUUGGAAGUGACUAUGAGAGUCCAGAUGAACAUUCUGAUACAGAAAAUUACGUGGUUCCAUCAGAAGAUCAAACAGAUGACAACUAUGAACCUCCACCCAAUCCAAAUGAUAAUAUCCCUUCAUCGUUUAAGUUCACUGACCGGAAUGGGGGAUACGCAGAUAAACAAGUAAACCGCCAGCUACCCAGCCUUCCUAGUGAACAAAUUAACAAGUUCACAAGGCCACUGCCUAAGCCAAAUGAGUCCUUCCCAAAACCGCCCCCAAAAUUACCACAAGCACCCAAUCGACUGCACACACCGAACAAACCGGUACCAAAGCCUUUGCCAAAGCCAGGUGUAUCUGCAAGACCUCAGCCUACAUCGUUACCACCACCUAUGAUCAAAAAGCCAGUAAGCCCACCAGAGCAAGAUUGUGAGGAUGAGGAAAACUACAUUAUGCCAGAAGAUGAUAAUUAUAUUGAACCUACCCAGAACCCACCUAUACCGCCACCUUUUAAACCUCCAACUGUGAACAGAGAAAACAAGCCCACUUCACGGACCCCCGCAAAGUCUCAGAACAAGCACCUUCCUGAAGUACAUGAGCCUGUGGUGUAUGAAGUCCCUGAAACGGAGUCAAAACCUUCACCACCUGUAACAAGGUUAUCGCAACCACUUCCUAGAAGGAAUUCUCCACCAAAAUUGGAUCCAGAUCAAGAGUAUGAAGUGUGCGAUGACUUUGUGAGCAGACCGGAACCACCAAGUAAAUCCAUUCCAUCCCCUCUUCCGCGGAAUAUAAAACCCAAACCUCAACCAAAACCGAAAACACCAGGUUUGCCCCCAAAGGACAUGAACAGCAAUACUGAACCUCCCUCAGUUUUACAGCGCAAAAGAGUACCUAGUGCUGGGACAGAACCUCCCACAGUGCCCCUUCCUUCAGCUCAUAAGUUACCAGUCCCGGUUCUCAAAUCUGUCAUAUCUGUACAAAAACCUCCAGAAGUAGUAAAUCGCUAUGUGGUUGCCCAGAGUCGACAUGACAGUAUAGUGGAACAGGGUGCUGGCGUGCUUAAUAAGGAAUGGUAUGCAUCCUCAUUUGAUCGUAAAGCAGCAGAAGACGCUUUGCAAGCGACAUCCAAAGAUGGCUCUUUCCUAGUGAGAAAAAGCACAGGCCAAGACUCUAACCAGCCCUUCACACUUGCAGUGUUAUACAACAGAAGAGUAUAUAAUAUUCCAGUGCGAUAUAUUGAGUCUACCCAACAGUAUGCUCUUGGAAGAGAGAAAAGCGGAGAAGAGAAAUUCAACAGCGUUGCAGAGAUUAUUGAGAAUCACCAGCGAAACCCUCUGGUGCUAAUCGACAACCAGAACAACAAGAAAAACUUCACAAAGUUAAAACAUGUUGUUAAAACCUCUUAAAGAUGUUUUGAGCACGUCAGCAGUCACAUCUAAACGGACGAUGUACAUGACUACAGUAUUUGUUUCUGAAACUAGCAAAAAUGAUAAAGAAGAAACACAAAUCGUGUAUGUGUAUAUAUAUAUAUAUAUAUAUAUUUCUAGAUCACAACCAAAGACUAUCACCUUGACACUUAAUAUAAAUGACGUAAUCUUGUGUGAAUAAAUCAAAUUUAAAGUA